Messenger RNA from Homo sapiens (human), 761 nucleotides. It is a transcript of the gene SMIM23, whose product is annotated as small integral membrane protein 23. The record is from RefSeq and is a predicted model, not a curated record. Lineage: Eukaryota; Metazoa; Chordata; Mammalia; Primates; Hominidae. Bases 297 to 713 code for a protein of 138 amino acids. Gene Ontology annotation, cellular component: plasma membrane. The transcript has 4 exons.
UCAAGACCAGGCAGGCAUAGUGUCCAGUAGCCAGCAAGAGCAGCCAGGCCCCAUCUAAAGGAAGCUAGGCUGCCCAGCUUCAGGCAAGUGUUGGCAUGCAGGAACAUAGGUCAUUGUGGCCAGAUCGCUCAUUCUUCAAGAAAAGCCGUGAAAUCUAGAUUGUAUGAGAAAGCUCCUAAUUUUUAAGACAACUUAUUUUAAAAAAUUAAACAUCUGUCUGCAGUCCAGAUGGAUAAAGAGACAUCCCUGUGGUUGGAGGACUACACCAAGGAGGUGGGGCUCAUGCCAGGCCUUGAAUGACGCUGUUGGCAUUGCUGAUCUUGGUGCUGUACUUGAGCACAGAGAUAUGGGGAAGCAGUUGGGAGGUGUCAGAAAGGAUCAGAGAAUGUAACUACUACCAGAAUCUUGCAGUUCCCCAGGGGCUUGAAUAUCAGACCAACGAGCCCUCAGAAGAACCGAUAAAGACCAUCAGGAACUGGCUGAAGGAGAAGUUGCAUGUCUUCUCGGAGAAGUUAGAGGAAGAGGUGCAGCAGCUGGAGCAGCUAGCGUGGGACCUGGAACUGUGGCUGGAUGCUCUUCUGGGAGAGCCACACCAGGAGGAGCACUGCUCCACAUAUAAAAGUCACUUGUGGGAGUGGGCCUGGGCCCUGGGGAGAGAGCACAAAGGUGGGGAGGGGUUGCUAGAGAUUUCUCUAAGCGGGGCAGAGCUCUGACUCUUGAAGUUCCAGUCAGGCAAGAAAAUAAAGUAGUUGGGAAAUGAA